UCAUGCAGCAGGAGCUGGAACAGCUGACCAAGGAGCUGAGGCAGGUUAACCUGCAGCAGUUCAUCAAGCAGACCGGCACCAAGGUCACAGUGCUGCCGGCUGAACCCUCCGAGGAGGACAGUCCUCACAGCACGCAUGGCAUAGAUUUAGUUCCCCUGUCUGGCUCCCUGAAGCGCCCCGUUUCACAUGCAAUGUCUAGUCACCUCCGGGUCCUCCACAGCCCCCUGACUUCAGGCCUGAACCCAGAGGGGAUCUAUGUGUGAACCGUCUCCCACCCUGAGCCCAGAACACACGUCUGUAAGUGGAUAUCUUUGUUCAGGAUACUUCAGUGGAACUCUACUAUGCACUGUCUCGAAUACAGGAGGCACCCUGGAGUGUGAAGACUCACAGAGUGAAGGAACAAAGAUGAUUUUGACAAGGAAGUCAUAGAGCACUUAGUGGGAAUGAAAGAUGUAAUGGUGCUCAGUUUCUGAACUUACGAGGACUUCAAAAUCAAUAUCAGGCUGUUGUGGACGUCCUUUAUAAACAUAUCCACUUAACGUACUUUUACUCUCACUUUAUUACCUACUGAAUGAUUUGUAUUGUUUUCUCACUUGCAUCAUGAUUCUAAACGAUUGCCUUUUGAACAGUAUUCUUGACAACCUUGGUAUGUGAAUUUAUGAAUUAUACCUCUAAAGUUAUAUGUAUUUUCGGCAGUGAAAACAGCAUAAUGAAUUGUUCUUAUAUAAGAAAGGAAGGAUCCACUUGUGUCAAUACUAAACCAGUCUAGAAUAUAUCGUUUUGCAUAUCAGAAUGUAUUCCUGUAGCUCUGAUUGUCUGUUCAUGUUAAAACUAUGCACAACUGGUCAAUAGUUUUGUUACCGAAGAAUGUUACUGUCCGUAUGUACCAACAUGUUGGCUAACUGUAAAUAUGUUUUCUUACUUUUCAGCUUUAUUUAGAGAAUUAUUAUAUUUUAUUACAGAGGUUACAGAAUAUGCAGUGCCCUCAUUCCCGCUACAAUGUCUGCAUAAUGAAACAGUGUUAAUUACCCUCUUAAGCUUUUAUUUGUUGUUUAGAUGACUACAUGGUAUGUUUUUGCCAAAUGUAUUAUGCUUUUUUUGUCUGUGUAAGGAUUGGUGGCCAAAGAUUAGCAGGUCUUGUUGCAUGAUUGUCAUACUAUAACCAUACAUGGAUGUGCAGAGCACCCGCAGUACAGUAAAUCAGUUAGUUGAAUCUAAAAAUGGUGGCAUGCUAUAAUACAAUGGAUAGCUACGGUGUGUAUGAGAGUGUGAUUGAGUCAGCGAUUAAAGAGAUUUGUGUGUGUGCAGGGUCGGGAAUGUCAAGGUAUGAAGCCCCUCUUAGGUUGUAGUGCAGCUGCUAAUCACAUCAAAGUGCCUUAUUCAUUCCACAGUUGGUGUGUUCAUAUGAUGACAGCAAAGCUUUAGUAGAAAACAUUGAAGCAAUGAUCUAGUCAGUUUAGAUCUGAUGUUGCUAGAUGUAUUAGUGGCACAUUGCUGCACAGAGAGAAAUGGCAAUAGCACAGCAUCAAAGAGAAAACUGUAAUCAUGUUUUUGUCAGUAUUUUAUAAAAAAAAUCAAUGGAGAAAAUGUUACUGAUAGCGUGUCUCAUUCUGACAAUGUAUUAUUGACACCAUCAUACUAUGUGAUGUAAAAUGCAUUUACAUUAUCCGAUUUAUUUUGUCAUCAUACAACACAUACUGUUUACUGUAAUUACCAGAAUAAGAAAUGUAUUGAUCCUGAGAGAUAUAUAUUAGAGUUAGAGAACAUCAGUACCAUUAUUACAUUACAUGUUAGACGCUUUUAUCCAAAGCGACUCACAUACUCAAUACUGUGGGCAAUCCCCACAGGAGCAAUUUGGGGUGAAGUGUCUUACCCAGGGACACAACGACAUGCUGACUGCAGUGGGGUUUGAACCUGUGAUCCACUGAUCCGAACACCAACGCACUAGUCCAAUGCACCACAGCCUCCUGGGUUCCAUCACCCAGGAAUAACUAGUAAAUGUAAAACAGAAGCAAAGUCCACCCUUUAACAUUUAGCAUCUACAAAAACCCUCAUCAGGACAUACCGUUUUAAAUUCUUAGGUUUGAGAUAAUCUCUAUAUCGGGGCAGAAUUUCCCUUUAAGAAAUCACUUGUGUGCAUUGUCCACCUGUGGAUGAGAUGUAGUUUUGGUCACUGUUUACAACCAUAUAAUGUUCUAUAGAACUGUACGAUGUCAACUGUACAUAACCUGUUUUUAUUUUUGUCCUGCCUUAAUAUACUGCAAGUGUUGACAGAUGUAUGGCUGUAACUGGCUGCUGAUAUGACAUGGAUUGCAUGAUUCAAUAAACCAUCUGACAAAAUGAAAA
Molecule: messenger RNA, 2346 nt
Organism: Notothenia coriiceps (black rockcod)
Lineage: Eukaryota; Metazoa; Chordata; Actinopteri; Perciformes; Nototheniidae
Product: ras association domain-containing protein 8
Exons: 2
Coding region: 3-263 (86 amino acids)
Source: RefSeq, a predicted model, not a curated record